CACUUCAAAACAUAGAACUAGAUUGUUGAAGUUGAUAUGCGAGCAGGCUGAAACAGACCGGGCAGAAUGGCUACUUACUGGAAGUCUCAACCAAAGAAGCAUUGUGAUUUCUGCCAGUGUUGGAUAGCUGACAAUAAAGCUAGUAUUGAUUUCCAUGAGCGGGGAAAACGACACAAGGAAAAUGUGGAGAAGAAGCUGGCUGAGUUACGGAAGAAGGGCCACGAGCAGUACAAGAUGCAGCAGACGCUGGAGAGUGACCUCCUCAAGAUGGAGACGGAAGCACUCAAGGCCUUCAAGAAGGACUUGGCCAAUGAUCCCGCCCUGGCUGCGCAGUACAAGGCCCAGGCCACUGCAGCUGCUGCCAGCGCUGCUGCUGCAGCCAAAAAGAAAGAAGAGCUUCUCACUGCGGCAAGGCGUUUGCAUAAAGAAGGGUUGGCUGCCACUAAACAAGCAGGGAAGACCACAUCCAGGGGCUCAGCGAGCAGUGCGCCGAGCUCUGCACCGGCGAGCGAUACUUCAAGCCACACUGUUGAAACCGCUGUAGCUGAUGUUGGGUACCACACAGAUGGAACACCACAGUGUGUUUGGCUGGAGGGAACCAGUCCAGAGGGGCAUACGUACUACUGGAAUACAGUGACAGGAGAGUCGCAGUGGGAGAAACCAGAGGGCUAUGAACCCACAGAAGAGUCGACUAUGUACAAGCAGCAGGUACACGAGGACCGGACCGGUGAGACUGCAGAACAAGAACAGCCAGAACCUGCCAGCGAAUCAACCAAAGCGUCUCAGGAAGUCAUACCACCAGGAACCGAAGACGAAGAACCAGAGAAGAACGAUGGAGGGGAUGAGAAAGAGGACAACGGAAGCGGAGAGGAGGAGGAAAGUGACGAUGAAGAAGAUGACGAGAAGGAAGAGGAAGCGCCGAGACCAGCGAAGCGAAAAAUGGUCAACCCUUACGGUGGUUGGACCACAGUUGUGCGGGAAGACACACCCCCUGUUGACCUCCAGCUGCCUCAACCAGAGAGGCCGUACUUCCAGCCCAUCGUGCCCCAGGCCGCCCAACACCAGCCCAGUGAGAAAAUCCAAUUCAAGGAGCGAACCGUCUCGUCGCUUGCCUCAUCAUCCUCAUGGUCAUCGCGAAAUGGAGCGACAUCGUUCAAGAAGAGGAAGUUUGCUGGUGGUGGACGGUCCAUCCGGCAAAGAGAUACAGACACUUGAACUCUUUCUCCCGCAAGGCUCUCGUUGUUGAUAAAAACUGGACUUUCUUUCGUUUCCAAAAAAAGUGGCUCUCUCGGUACACAGUUGAAAAAGCUAAUUUGAUAAUGGGGUAUUUUCACAUAGAGCAAACCCAUCAAUUCUGGUUCUUUUUAGGACCUCGUAUGAUUUGAUCUCGGAUGGACACUGAACUGUCACCUGCGGAGUGCUUCCUACACAGGAAAUGAGUUCUUAAUACUGAUUUUUUUUAUUUACAACGUAGAUAAAUAUUACUGACUGCUGAUACAUUGACGUGCAGAACACUGGCAAAGAUCCCAAAUAAAGCUAUCUCUGAUUGAACCAAUAGGA
Messenger RNA from Acanthaster planci (crown-of-thorns starfish), 1560 nucleotides. RefSeq lists its product as uncharacterized. Gene Ontology annotation, biological process: mRNA splicing, via spliceosome. Gene Ontology annotation, cellular component: nucleus; precatalytic spliceosome. The record is from RefSeq and is a predicted model, not a curated record. Gene Ontology annotation, molecular function: protein binding; zinc ion binding; RNA binding. Lineage: Eukaryota; Metazoa; Echinodermata; Asteroidea; Valvatida; Acanthasteridae.